AUGCACAGUCUGCUAUCUCUGACCCGGCACCGUAGUCAUACGGAGCCACAGUACCGCUGUCUCUACCCCGGCACCGUAGUCAACGUCAACGGUAACGCACAGUACCACUGUCUCUACCCCGGCACCGUGGUCAACGGUCGCACAGUACCGCUGUCUCUACUGCCCGGCACCUACCACUGUCUCUACCCCGGCACCGUAGUCAACGGUAACGCACAGUACCACUGUCUCUACCCCGGCACCGUAGUCAACGGUAACGCACAGUACCACUGUCUCUACCCCGGCACCGUAGUCAACGGUAACGCACAGUACCACUGUCUCUACCCCGGCACCGUAGUCAACGGUAACGCACAGUACCACUGUCUCUACCCCGGCACCGUAGUCAACGGAAGUUCAGACGGUGAUGACAGUGAUGACCUCAUCACGGUGGAGUUUGAUGACGGUGACACGGGUCGCAUCCCCCUCUCCCACAUCAGACUGCUGCCCCCCGACUACAAGAUACAGUGUGCUGAGCCCUCCCCCGCGCUGCUAGUGGCCAGCUGCUCCAGGAGGCGUGUCAGGAAGUGCAGCAAGGACACCAGUGAGACGAAGCCUAAAACAGGGGACUCCGCCCCCAAGGGCAGAGGGAGACCUGCCAAGAAACCCAAACCCAAACCUGAGCCCCCAGUGAGCCCAGAUCCCCGGGAGACGAUACCCCCCCCGGGACCCAGCCAGGCUCCAGACAGACCUCAGCUCCCCACCAGACCAGCCCAGGACAGGCCCUCCUCCUCCCAGAGGCCUGCUCAGGAAAGACCCCUGUCUGCCCCCAGGCCGGGACCAGGCCGACCCUCCAAGCCCACCAGCACCCCCAGCCUGCCUGCCCCCCCACGCAGCCAGAACCCUAGGAGACCCAGCCCAGCCUCUCCCAAGCCCCCCUCCCUCUACCACCCAGCUCCUUACGGGAAGAUACUAAGGGUGGACCUGUACAGCCAACCCAACCUCACCUCUUGUAACGUCAGCACCCAACCGAACCCUAAAACCAACCCUAAGUCUAAACUCUCCCUCCACUACUUAAACCCAACUCUACUUCCCUAUCAUCAGACCCAAGCCUCUUCUACCUAACCCUAAAACUAACCUUACCUCCGUACCAAAAUCCAAACCUAGACCUAACUCUACAGCAGAACUUCCAGAAGUCCCUGCAGCUAACUUUAGUCCUGAUCACAACAAACCCAGAACCGCUCCCAAAGCAAUCUCCAGACCCAAACAGAACCAUAACAAACCCAGGCUCACCCUGGAUCCUUCUACAAGGCCCAGAACCAGCCCUGGGUCCAGCUCCAGUACCUCCAAACCUAGAACCAGCCCCGGGCCCAGCUCCAGCACCUCUAAACCCAGAACCAGCCCUGGGCCCAGCUCCAGUACCUCUAACCCCAGAACCAGCCCUGGGUCCAGCUCUAGUACCUCUAAACCCAGCCCCGGGACCAGCUCCAGCUCCAGUACCUCUAAACCCAGAACCAACCCUGUGCCCAGCUCCAGUACCUCUAAACCCAGACCCAGCUCAGACCUCUCUGCUGUCAGAUCCAGACCGGACCCUAGCACCUUUAUUCCUGGUAUCUCCAGACCCAGGCAUGUCCUGGGGA
Messenger RNA from Oncorhynchus keta (chum salmon), 1613 nucleotides. RefSeq names its product trinucleotide repeat-containing gene 18 protein-like. Lineage: Eukaryota; Metazoa; Chordata; Actinopteri; Salmoniformes; Salmonidae. The transcript is spliced from 7 exons. The coding region runs from base 1 to 1098 and encodes 365 amino acids. The record is from RefSeq and is a predicted model, not a curated record.